AUGAACAUCAGUAAGUAUAUCUACGAUGAUGGAAUAUCACAUGGAUCCUUAGAAUCACGGCACCCAGUUGAAUCCUGCGCAUUCCAGUUGCAGACGUGGAGACCUUUUCAGCUUCCUACUGGCAAAACCCUAGAAUCCGAUUCCGCUAAACCCAACUCCGGCGUUACCGGUUAUACUGGGCUCCAAGGCAAACGACCCUGCCGGUCCGACCGCACAACGUCGUUUUCCAUUGGCGCCAUCCUUGACAUGUCGAAGCUCAGCCUUUUUGACGACGAUAGGCCACUUACGGCAGCUCAUAAGCAAUUGUUCGCCAGGAAGCGUCGCCGUAGGGGGUCGAGGUCUCUGUCAGGGAGAAGCAGCGAUCGGAGCGGGACUCGCCGGCGUUGCUGCUCGGUCGCGACGUCGAGGGCUUAUGGGACUGCUUCGGAUCACCCUAUGGUGGCCGGAGGAACGGAUUCGAGUGGGGAGCUGUUUGUGAACGGUGGAGGGGAUGCGAAUUGGGCAUCUGAUGUGAGUGAGGUGGCGAGGAAUCCAAGGAGAGAGAGGGAGAGCAAUGGGAGUGGCGAGAGGGAGAAUGUUAGUAGUGGGUAUGUCCAAUUAGGUCAUUUUGAUAGCCAGGGGAAUGAAUCUGGGUACGGGAGUGAGCCAGGGUAUCGGGGUGAUGUGGAGCUUGGAUAUGACGAUGAGGUUGAUGAGGAAGAGGAUGAUUCGAGGCUUUUGUUUUGGGGUGAAGAAUUUGGAGAUUCUGGUUCAAAAACGGAGAGGGUUGGUCAGAACUCAUUGCAGAAAGCCCAUCAUAGGUGUCGGCGUAAGAAACAUGAUUUGAGAAUGAUCGAUCCCAUAAGCUAG
Messenger RNA from Fraxinus pennsylvanica, 849 nucleotides. NCBI's taxonomy places the organism in Eukaryota, Viridiplantae, Streptophyta, Magnoliopsida, Lamiales, Oleaceae. The record is from the annotation of a GenBank genome assembly.